AUGACUAUUUUCAAAACGAUUUCUUUAAACUUUUUGGACCGCCUCGGCAUUUGGCCAGCCCAAAGUGUUAGUCAAAGUGGUAACACUGCUAAAGAUACUGAAAAGAAUAAGAUCACAAAAGUUGAGUUAACAAGAGAAGAGGGUUGCCUCCCGAUUGAUAAUAAUAUUAGUAUAGCUAGUAAAACUUAUAUUUUUGAGGUACAAGAUCAGUUAAAAGAGAUUAAAGAGGAAGAAGAUACCGACGAAGGCAUGGUAUCCUAUACAGAAGAAACUUCCUUCAAACCAAUUUUUUUACAUUCUAUUUUAUCAGAAAUUACACAUUCAUUACAAGAUACAUAUGCUGUCGUUGAAAGUUGUAUUGAACCAUGUCCAGAUUUAACUCAACCACCAUUUAAUUUAAAAAUUAAAAGUCUUGGAAGGCAAAUUGUAUAUUUAAAAACAAAUGAUUUUAAUUCAACUUCUGACUAUGCAACAUUAUCACCAUCAAGUAAAGUUUUACAUUGUAUGAAAAAUGGUGUUAUUUUAACUGAUGGUGAGGUAACACAUUCAUUAAAAUUAUUAUUAAAAAAUGGUACAUCUUGGAAGGCUGGAAUACGAAGUGCCAUGAAAAAAUGUCAUAUUGAUGGAAAUUGGGGAUUAUUAGCAAUGCAAAUUUUAUCAUCUGGUAAUAUUAAAUUUAAUAUUUUAACUAACAUACCACCAACUAAUGAAAUUAACGUGACUAAUGUUGAAACAAAAAUUUGGCUUGUACCAAUUAAAAAAGUUUUUAUUGAUCCUAAAUCUUUUAAUAAUGAUGAGGCAGACAAGAGUGCUCCUGUUAUAAAAAAGAAAAUUAUUAAAAAAGUUGUAAAGAAAAAAGUACAAGAAAAAAAAGAUAAUUCCCCAUCUAAUGAUAAAAAAGAAAAUACACCAGAAGUUAUUAGUGAGAUAAAAGAAGAUGUUUCUAGUGUUUCAUAUGUUAUAAGAAUGGGACAAAGCCCAGCUAAAGAUGGAACUUCAUUAAAAGAAGAAAUUAUUGAAAAUAAUGAAGAUAAAAAAGAUGUUGAAGAAAAUACAAUAUCAGAUGUAAAAAUAAAUGGAAUUAGUAAUUUAAAAAAUUCUACUUUAGAUAGUAGUAAUUUAGUCAAUGAUACAAAAUUAAAAAAUUCAUUAGAUGAAAAAAGUGAAGAAAAAAAAGAUAUAUUAUCUAAUCAUAAGACAAUUGAUUGUGAUGAUAUUGAAUUUAUUGAAGAACCACCAAUUGAAAAUAUAUCAACUAAAAAAAGAAUAUCACUUGAAAAGUCAUUUUCACCACCUUCAGAAAUUCUUAAUGAUAUUUCUAUUGAUUCUUCAAAAGAUGACUAUACAAAUAAGAGUAGUCCUUCAUCAGAUAAUACUACAAGUGGAAUAUCUUCUGCUCUUUUGUCGGAAAGAUCAACUAUUUCAACAAAAACAACUAAUUUAUCAUUUGAUGAUUUGAAAAAAAAACUUGAUACAUUAUCAUCAUCAUUAAUAAAAGAAAGGGAAACAACACCAUUAAAAGAAACAUCACCACAAGGAAGUAAUACUAAAUCAAAUAUGAUUAAUAAAAUGAAUGGUGAUAAAGAGGAGACACCUACAUUAUCAUCUUCAUUAGUUUUUACAUCAAAAAAUAAUUCAAUAGAUAUGGAUAGUAAUUUGUCUAUUAGUGAUUGUAGUAAAGAUCUUACUUCACGUAGUAAUAUUUUAUUAAAUACUUCAUAUAAAACAUCAUCAUCAACAUUAGCCAGUGAUUUAUCAUUAGACCGCACAUUAACACCAUCUUCUAGUUCAAUUAUGAGUACUAUUAAUACUUAUCCAAUAACAAAUUCUGGAUAUUCAUCUUUAGAAACAUACUCAAAACAUUUAUCAUCAAAAGAAAAUCCAUUAUCUGCAUCUUAUACAGCAAUUUCUCCAGCAAGUAGAGAAAUUAUAAGACGUAGUGCAUCAAGAUCAACAUGUAUAAAUAAUAAUACAGAUAGUCAUCAUAUUUUAAGAAAAAUUGAUACAAAUAAUGGUUUUAAUAAUAGUUUCUUAUUAAAAAAAGAUACUCUUGGAACAGUAAAAGAAGAUUGUGCUGUUAUAGAAGAAAGAGUUAGAGGAAUGCAAUCAGUUAAUGUAGCUUCAUUACAAUUAGUUUUAAAAACAUUAAGUUAUAAAGAAUUAGGUGAGAAACGUCAAGUACAUCCUCAUUGGGAUGAAUUAUGUGGGCAAUUAUUGAACUCGGGGUAUUAUAAACUUAUUGAUGAAGCUGAUAAACUUCUUUCUGAAUGUCAAAGAAAUGUUCAUAUCAACGAACAUCUUAUUAAUCCAAUAAAAAUUCUUACAAAUCUUCAAUUAUUUGUUUUAAACCCUGUUGAUAUGCUUCGUGCUCCAAUGGAUGAGGGAAUACUUUGUUUUCCAUAUGGAUUAAUUCUUGAUAAAGCAUUUAUGUUAAUCAAUAUGGUUAAAAAAAUGAUAUCAAAAGAUAUUGAUCCAGGAACAUCUGUUAACUGGGAGGAAUUAGCUAGCUUAGCUAAGAAAGCACAAAUUCACUAUAAAAAAUUUGUCGAAAGUGAAGUUGAAAAAAGAAUGGGUGAAGUUAACAAAUUGACAGCUCAACAAAGGUUACAAAGAAUUGAUUCAUUUUUAAUUGAGACAACUGUUGAACAACUACAGAAGCAAACCCAUCAAAAUAAAGAUGAACUUCAUUGGGAAAUGGAACAAUUGAAACAACAAAAUAUUUCUUUGAAAAAAGAUAAUCGUGAAAUGAAAGCACAAUUAAUGAGAUUUGAAGGAAGAAUUGAGAUGUUAGAACGUAAAUUUAAAACAAUAGCUAGACUUUUGCAAUAA
Molecule: messenger RNA, 2829 nt
Organism: Strongyloides ratti
Lineage: Eukaryota; Metazoa; Nematoda; Chromadorea; Rhabditida; Strongyloididae
Exons: 5
Coding region: 1-2829 (942 amino acids)
Source: RefSeq, a predicted model, not a curated record